Molecule: messenger RNA, 2835 nt
Organism: Medicago truncatula (barrel medic)
Lineage: Eukaryota; Viridiplantae; Streptophyta; Magnoliopsida; Fabales; Fabaceae
Product: pre-rRNA-processing protein TSR1 homolog
Exons: 20
Coding region: 103-2484 (793 amino acids)
Biological process (GO): ribosome biogenesis; endonucleolytic cleavage of tricistronic rRNA transcript (SSU-rRNA, 5.8S rRNA, LSU-rRNA); maturation of SSU-rRNA from tricistronic rRNA transcript (SSU-rRNA, 5.8S rRNA, LSU-rRNA)
Cellular component (GO): preribosome, small subunit precursor; nucleus
Molecular function (GO): U3 snoRNA binding; GTP binding; GTPase activity
Source: RefSeq, a predicted model, not a curated record
UAGUUUAGUUGGGUCUCCAAAAUAGGGUUUUGCAGAUUGCAACUCACAUAACAUAGCAGUGAAAGCUGCUGCUGCUGCUGCUGAGUGCAAUCAAUCAUCACCAUGGGAGGAGGGAAGCAUCAAAUCAAUAAGGCUCACAAGUCACGCUUCUCUUCCAAGUCUUCUCGCAACAUUCACAAAACCUCUGUUAAAGAUAGACUUGCAAUCGUAAAAAAUGACCGCAAUAUCGGCAAAGGUGCUCGUGCUGCUCGACUUCAGAGAAAUAAAAUGAUACGUGAGCAAAAAAAGGCUGCAGUCUUGAAAGAGAAAAGAGAAUUGACUGGAUCCAAAUGUCCUCCCCGCGUGAUUGUUCUUUUUGCCCUUUGUGCUACUGUGGAUUUAGAACCACUUGCAGAUGAUCUUUUGACAUUGUUAUCUAAAGAAUUUUCUGCGGCGCGGUCAGAGACAGUUGCCUCUUCUGAAUAUAGGACCAGAGCAACGGUACUAAAAGCACCUCAUGGUGAUCUACUAUCCUGCAUGGAAAUGGCUAAGGUUGCUGAUCUACUGGUUUUUGUGGCCUCUGCAAGGUCUUCGUGCGAAGAUACUGAUUCUUACUUCACCGAUUCAUUUGGAAGUCAAUGCCUUUCUGUAUUUAGGUCUCUUGGUUUACCAAGCACUGCUGUCUUUAUUCGUGAUCUGCCAACCGAGCUAAAACAAAGAAAUGAACUAAAGAAGAUCUGUACAUCUAGUCUUGCCACUGAAUUUCCCGAGGACUGUAAAUUUUAUCCAGCUGAUACAAAGGAAGAUCUUCACAAGUUCCUGUCCCUCUUUAAAGAGCAAAGGCUUAAAACUCCUCAUUGGAGAACUCAACGAUCUUACCUCAUGGCUAACAAGGUCGACACGGUAUAUGAUGGCAAUUCUGAAAAAUGCACCCUCGUUCUCAGUGGUUACCUUCGUGCUCGUAACCUCUCCGUGAAUCAACUGGUACAUGUAUCAGGAGCAGGAGAUUUUCAACUGUGCAAAAUUGAGGUUCUUAAGGAUCCAUUUCCUUUGAAUUCUAGAAAAAAUCAGGACUUGAUGGAUUCAGAUGAAGUGCAUGAUGUGGAGGUCAUUCGUACUCUAGUUCCAGAUCCUGACAAUCAAGAAUCUUUAGUUGCCGAGAAUACACCCGAUCCUCUUGCUGGAGAGCAGACAUGGCCAACGGAAGCUGAAAUAGCAGAGGCUGAUGAAGAUCAAAAGCAAAAAAAGAUAAGAAAGAGGAAGCUUCCUGCUGGCACUUCAGAAUACCAGGCUGCUUGGAUUGUUGAUGACUCUGAUGACGAGGAGUCGGACUGUGACAAUGAAGAUGUUGAUGGUAUGGUGUUGGAUGAAGUAGAUGGGUUUCCAGGUCAAGAGGGAAAUGAGUAUUUAGAUCACGAUGGCGAUGGAGCUUCACUAAGACUUGGAGAUUCUGAAGAUGAAACUGACAAUGAUUCAGUGAUGAUGGAAGUAGAUAACAUGACUAGGGAGAAGAUACAAGACGAACUUAAGGAACUUAAAGAAGCACAUGCUGCAGAUGAGGAGUAUCCUGAUGAAGUGGAUACACCAUUGGAUGUUCCGGCUAGGAAGCGGUUUGCAAAAUACAGGGGACUCAAGUCCUUCAGGACUUCUUCAUGGGAUCCUAAAGAAUCUCUACCUCAAGAUUAUGCCAAAAUUUAUGAGUUUGAUAAUUUUAAAAGACUACAAAAGCAUGUUCUUGCUAAAGCUUUAGAAUUGGAAAAAGAAAACAGAGAGGACUGUGUUUCAGUUGGCUCAUAUGCUAGGCUGCAUAUCAAGGAAGUGCCCAGUGCUGUUGCAUCAAAAUUAUGUAUAAUUGCAAAGACAACCCCGAUUACAACAUGUGGCCUUUUGAAACACGAGUCAAAACUAUCUGUCCUUCAUUUCAGCGUGAAGAAGCACGAAACAUAUGAGACACCCAUCAAAUCCAAGGAAGAGUUAAUAUUUCAUGUUGGGUUUCGGCAAUUUGUUGGCAGACCAACUUUCUCUAGUGAGUUCAUAAACACAGACAAGAACAAGAUGGAGAGGUUUCUCCAUGCUGGACGCUUUUCAGUUGCUUCAAUUUAUGCACCAAUUUCAUUUCCUCCUCUUCCUACAAUAGUCCUAAAGAGAGUUAGAGAGGAUGCCACACCAGUAGUGGCUGCUGUUGGUUCACUGAAAACUGUUGAUCCAGAUAGGAUAAUCCUUAAGCGUGUUAUUUUGACAGGCUACCCCCAAAGAGUAUCAAAACGUAAAGCUUCUGUGAGACACAUGUUCUAUAAUCCAGAGGAUGUUAAAUGGUUCAAGCCUGUAGAGCUCUAUACCAAACGUGGUCUUCGUGGUCGAAUUAAAGAACCUGUUGGUACACACGGAGCAAUUAAGUGUCUUCUCAAUGGGGUUCUUGAACAGCGUGAUACUGUAUGUUUGAAUUUAUUUAAACGUGCAUACCCGAAGUGGCCGACUCGUCAUUUUCCUAUAUUAGAUUUUUGAUGGGAUGGCAGUUGAAUUCUAUUAUUGAUCAAGGAAUUCAAUAGAAAGCCAAUUGGGAAUGAAGCUUUGGUUCAGAUUGACUUCCUUGAAUGGAGGAUGCAGUUUAGUGGCCCGUUUAUUUACUUAAGAAAACGAAGGCCAGAACCCCUUGCUGGUUUCUGAACGUCAGAGAAGAUAAAUUAAUAGAUAUCAAAUUUUGUAUUUUUUUUUUUUUGCACACAGAAAUACUGUGUACUAGGUGUUCACAUUAUGAUUCAUUUAUAGUAUCAUUGUGGAAUGAACUUCAUUUCAGUUAAGGCUACUUUAUGCAUGUUCAGACAUUCUAUUGUAUUGUAGCUGUUGAUUGGUCUA